Oryzias melastigma (Indian medaka) is the source of this 5517-nucleotide messenger RNA. RefSeq names its product patatin-like phospholipase domain containing 6 (gene pnpla6). Lineage: Eukaryota; Metazoa; Chordata; Actinopteri; Beloniformes; Adrianichthyidae. Gene Ontology annotation, biological process: phosphatidylcholine metabolic process. The coding region runs from base 148 to 4311 and encodes 1387 amino acids. The transcript is spliced from 37 exons. Gene Ontology annotation, molecular function: phosphatidylcholine lysophospholipase A1 activity. The record is from RefSeq and is a predicted model, not a curated record. Gene Ontology annotation, cellular component: endoplasmic reticulum.
UUGUUUUGAACGACAGAAUUCUGACUGCAUGGGAUGGCCGGUGCUUGCACAGGUUGAACGGACUGACCGUCCAGGGACUGUGGAGGGAGCAGCUGCUUGGACUGAAUGGUUGUUGAUGGACCAUCCCUAUGAAGACACAGAGUUACAAUGGGACAGAGCACCUCAGAACAAGGGGUCCAACAAGACACAUCACCAGACGGCUUUGAUAACUUGGAGACAUUUGUGGAGGAGGAAUUGCAGACAAGCAUGAUGGUGGGCAUGGUGAUUGGUGCGGGCAUUGCUAUAGUCCUCAUUGCCAUCUUUAUUUUCUUCAUAUUGAGGAGGAUUCAGCUUCGAAACCUGGAGGCUCAAGAGGCGCCGAAGUAUCGCUUUCGCAAACGGGAUAAAGUAAUGUUCUAUGGGCGGAAGAUAAUGCGUAAGGUUUCCCAGUCUACCUCUUCCCUGGUGGGUACGUCAUCGUCAUCUCGGCUGCGCCUAAAGAAAAAACAGAAGAUGAUCAACAUUGCCAAAAAGAUCCUUCGCUUUAAGAAGGAAGUGCCCAUUCUUCAAGCCAAGGAGCCCCCUCCCUCGGUGCUGGAAGCAGACCUGACUGAAUUUGACGUGGCCAACUCCCAUCUACCCUCUGAGGUGCUCUAUAUGCUCAAAAAUGUCCGAGUGUUGGGUCACUUUGAGAAGCCCCUCUUUCUGGAGCUCUGCAAACACAUGGUCUUUUUGCAGUUCCAGCAAGGGGAGAGUGUGUUCAGGCCAGGCCAGCCUGACAGCAGCAUCUAUGUGGUUCAGGAGGGAAAACUAGAACUGUGCCUUACUGGAACGGAUGGCAAAGAGAGUGUGGUGAAAGAGGUUUAUGCGGGGGACAGUGUCCACAGCCUCCUCAGCAUUCUGGAUGUCAUCACAGGCCACCAGAAGCCUUACAGAACAGUGUCAGCGCGGGCUGCAGAGGUGACCACUGUUCUCCGUUUACCUGUAGAGGCCUUCCUGUCUAUAUUUGAGAAGUAUCCCGAGAGCCUGGUGAGAGUCGUUCAAAUUAUUAUGGUUCGCCUCCAAAGAGUUACUGUCCUAGCCUUGCACAACUAUCUGGGGCUGACCAAUGAGCUCUUCAGUCAUGAAAUGCAGCCUUCACGCCCUCCCCCUCAGUCCCCUCAUCCCACACGGACCAGUCCUGUACGCCAUGGCAAACGCUUCGGCAGUUUGACGGUGCCCGAGGAGCAGCGCGAAGCUGCUGUCAGGGCUGAAACUCAAGGGGAUCAAAGCAAGGAUGGAUCCGGACCAACUCUUAGCAGGACAAUCUCCAUGCCAGUGGACAUUGCUGGUAUACAGAAAGGUGUGAGAUCAGAUUUUGACAUGGCUUUUGAGAGAGGAAGGAUCUCUGUCUCUGCAGAGGAUGGUAAUACUCCUCCGGCCUUUACUCGAUCUGUCUCCCAGGACCAACGGGAGAAACGAGUCACCGUAGAUGAAGUCCCGUCAGGUAUCUACCUGUAUCCAGAGGAAGACCCGACAGUGAACGUUUUCACUCCCGUUUCUGCCCGAUCCAGCUCUGCUCUGUUUGAGGAAGCUCAAAAAGACCUUUUCAAACUAAUGAGGAUUGAGGACCCAGCUUUGUUAAAGGGGAAAGUGACUCUGCAUCAUGCAAAAGCUGGAGCUGUUUUAGCAAGACAGGGAGACCAGGAUGUGAGUCUGCACUUUGUCUUGUCUGGUUGUCUGCACGUCUACCAGCGGAUGAUCGACAAACAGGAGGCAGUCUGCUUGUUUGUGAUUCACCCAGGAGAGAUGGUAGGCCAGCUUGCUGUGCUCACUGGAGAGCCCCUUAUCUUUACCAUUAAGGCUGUCCGAGACUGUACUUUCCUGAAGAUCUCAAAGUCAGAUUUCUAUGAGAUCAUGAGAGAACAGCCUAGUGUGGUUCUGAGUGUGGCCCACACCGUGGCCAUCCGCAUGUCAGCCUUUGUCCGGCAGAUGGACUUUGCCAUUGACUGGAUGGCUGUUGAAGCUGGCAGAGCUCUUUACAGACAAGAUGAUCAGUCAGACUGUACCUAUAUUGUUCUGAAUGGACGUUUACGAUCAGUCAUCCGAAAAGCAAAUGGCAAGAAAGAGCUGGUUGGUGAAUAUGGAAGAGGAGACCUUAUCGGUGUGGUGGAGGCGCUGACCCGGCAGCCCAGAGCCACCACGGUCCACGCCGUGAGGGACACAGAGCUGGUCAAACUGCCGGAGGGAACCCUGAACAACAUCAAAAGACGAUACCCUCAGGUGGUGACCAGGUUGAUUCACUUGCUUGGCCAAAAGAUUCUGGGGAACCUGCAGCAGGGUCGUGGGCCGUUCUCAGGUUCAGCUCUUAGCAUGCCCAGCAUGGCGUCAAGUGCAGAUGUCACCAACCCUGCAAGCAACCUGUCCACUGUGGCUGUGCUGCCCGUGUGUGACGACGUUCCCAUCAAUGCCUUUAACCUGGAGCUCAGCCAUGCCCUCCGUGCUAUAGGGCCAACUCUGCUUCUAACCAGUGACAUCAUCAAAGAGCGCUUGGGUGCUUCUACCUUGGACAGUAUUCACGAGUACCGUCUCUCUGGCUGGCUGGCUCAGCAGGAGGACAUCAAUCGGAUCGUCCUGUACCAGACUGACAACACCAUGACCCCAUGGACUCAGCGCUGCAUCCGGCAGGCUGACUGCAUUCUUAUUGUGGGGUUGGGGGACCAGGAACCUUCUCUGGGAGAACUGGAGCAGAUGCUUGAAAACACAGCAGUGCGGGCUCUGAAACAGCUGAUACUUCUGCACAGAGAAGACGGUCCUGGCCCGUCCAGGACGGUGGAGUGGCUAAAUAUGCGCAGCUGGUGCUCCGGGCACCUACACCUUAAAUGUCCUCGUCGGGUCUUUUCCAGACGGAGUCCCAACAAACUGAGGGAGGUAUACGAGAAGGUUUUUGAGAAAACUGCAGAUAGACACAGCGAUUUCUCUCGGCUGGCCCGAGUCCUGACCGGAAACAGCAUCGCUCUAGUGCUGGGUGGGGGUGGAGCCAGAGGCUGCUCACAUGUAGGUGUGAUAAAAGCCAUGGAGGAAGCGGGGAUUCCUAUCGACAUCGUGGGCGGGACGUCGAUCGGCUCUUUCAUUGGUGCUCUGUAUGCUGAAGAGAGGAGUGCUGUUCGAACCAAACAAAGAGCCAGAGAGUGGUCAAAGGCUAUGAAGUCGGUCUUUAAAACAGUCCUGGACCUUACCUACCCGAUUACAUCCAUGUUUUCUGGCUCGGCCUUUAACACCAGCAUCUAUAAAGUGUUCCAGGACAAGCAGAUAGAGGACCUGUGGCUUCCAUACUUUAACAUAACCACAGACAUUACAGCCUCAUCCAUGCGCGUUCACCAGGAUGGUUGUGUCUGGCACUAUGUUAGAGCCAGCGCCUCCUACACCCCCUAUUUACCUCCCCUGUGUGACCCCAAGGAUGGCCACUUGCUUGUGGAUGGUUGCUAUGUUAACAAUGUCCCAGGCUCUCUGUGGCGCUAUGUGCGGGCGAGCAUGACCCUCUCAGGGUACCUGCCGCCUCUCUGCGACCCCAAAGAUGGCAACUUGCUAAUGGACGGUGGCUACAUCAACAACCUGCCAGCGGACAUUGCUAGGAACACAGGGGCCAGAACAGUCAUUGCCAUCGAUGUGGGUAGUCAGGAUGAGACUGACCUUUGUAACUAUGGCGACAGCCUGUCUGGCUGGUGGCUUCUGUGGAAACGGAUCAACCCUUGGGCAGAAAAAGUAAAGGUUCCAGACAUGGCGGAGAUCCAGUCACGGUUGGCGUACGUGUCCUGUGUGCGGCAGCUGGAGGUGGUGAAGAAGAGCGCUUACUGUGAGUACAUCAGACCACCGAUAGACCGCUUCAAGACGAUGGACUUCGGGAAGUUUGAUGAAAUCUACGAUGUGGGCUACCAGCAUGGCAAGUUGCUGUUCACUGGCUGGGCUCGAGGCGACAUCAUCGAGAACAUGCUGAGGGACCACCGUUCAGCCGACUACAAUGACUGCAAGAGAACCGAUAUCGUCACCUGUCCCGGCGCUGAUUUCACUGACCUUGCAGAGAUUGUGUCCAGGAUAGAUCCGGUCCAGACCUAUGUUGGUGCUGAAGCAGAGGAGUCCGACUAUCUGACGGAGUAUGAGGAGGAUGGGAUGGACACGGUGAGAGAGGAGGAAGGAGAGGAGGAGGAGGAGGAUGAGACGGAGGACCCUGAAGAUCAGUCCCCUGGAGAGUGGGCCCAGAAUGGAAUCUUCCAGACUGAUGAGGACAAGUCUGUGAGGAAACGCAGGAAACUCACCAGUGACUCCAACGUCUCUGAAGUGUCAGACUGCUAACAGGAGGUCCUGGAGACGCCCGACGGUCGCACCAACAAUCCCGCCAUCGUGGGUUUUCAGAGGCCAUCCUUAGCCUCUGGAAAAUAUUUCAGUUUUUCUGGGUACACUCUUAUCUUUUCAAAGCUGAUAACUGUAUUUGCACCAAGUGGUUUCCUACUGAAAUGAGAUGUUUUUAACUGUAGCUUUUACCACACUGAUGAUGCAGGUGGGUGUGAUGACACGAGAGUUCAGAUUCAUAAGACUUUGAGAAAAAGACACGAGGGAGGAGCGAACGCCAAAAGACCAGGUCUGCUUGACUGUAAUGUUCGGGGUCUGGAAGGACAAAAGAAGUUCUGAUCAUUCUAUAGAGACUUUGAAUAAACUGAGGCUGAGCUGCUGGGGGAUCAUAUUUACACAGAACAAUCACUGUAUUCUUCAGAAAAUGAGAAGAAAAGCUGAUGAACACGAAGAGACUGAAAACAAUAAACUGGUAAACUUGAUGCUCUGCUGUAGAAAACCAAACCAGACCUGACUGAAGCAGAGAAAACCCCGCUGACAGCACAACAGGAGGAUGUUUUAAUUCAUCUGUUUAAACAGCUUUUAGCUUCUUAACAAACAGUGUGAUGUUUCUUUUUGGAAUGGACGUUCUAAAGAAACAAGUGUUGUUCUUUUUGUUUUUUUGUUGUUUUUCCAAAGUCACAGACUGUUUUUGCGUAAUUUUACAUAACUCGAUAACCUCUGAAUGCAUCAUAAAACAGAUUUGAGAGUUUGCCUUUCAAAACGAUCAAUUCAAACCGCACUAAUGAUUUUCUAUAGAUGAUAUGCAGACAUGAGUCAGCCUCAUCCUUCAGCAGGCAGAAACUCACUGAAAAUAUGCGGUAAACUGAACUCUUCAAUUGCUCUAGAUAAAGACAAGUUCUUAUUAAUGUGAACACGAGUCAUUUCAAGAUGAUGCUUUGAUCUCGCAUUCUUUUAAAAAGUGGUUUCCACCAAACUUCAGUGCUUGACAGACUUUCAUUUGAGUUAACUUUUGGAGAAGUUUGGUCUAACUCUGAUUAACUUGGCUUUAGCUGUUUUUGCACUGAAACAUCAAAGGUUUUCCUUCAUAGGUGAUGUGUCAGAAAAUGUCAUAUUUGCCGAUAUCCCUGAGACGAGAACGUUUACGGAAUACAGCGAGACUAUAAUUUGAUAUACAUAUUGGAGAAUAAAAAAGAUCUGCAUCACGUG